CGUUGGCGGGAAGGAGCGGCGGGGUCUGCCGCGCGGGGCGUUUGUGGCGUGACGUAGCGUGCGCGGCCUAACGGCUGGUCUGAGGCGAGGCGCCGCGUCCGCCCGCGGGCCGCGGGGCGGCGGGCGCGAUGCAGGCCUUCCUGAAGGGCCCGUCCUCCAUCAGCACCAAGCCCCCCGCCGCCAAGGAGCGGGGCACGGCGGGGAGCAGCGGCGAGGGCAAGCGGCUCAAACCCGUCCCCUGGGUGGAGAAGUACCGCCCAAAAUAUGUGGAUGAAGUUGCUUUCCAGGAUGAAGUUGUUGCUGUGCUGAAGAAGUCCUUGGAAGGUGCUGAUCUUCCUAAUCUGUUGUUCUAUGGCCCACCUGGAACUGGAAAGACGUCCACAAUUUUAGCAGCAGCUAGAGAACUUUAUGGACCUGAAUUAUUCCGGCAAAGAGUCCUUGAGUUAAAUGCUUCUGAUGAGCGUGGAAUACAAGUGAUUCGGGAAAAAGUGAAGGCUUUUGCCCAGCUAACAGCAUCUGGAAGCCGUUCAGAUGGUAAGGUUUGUCCUCCUUUUAAGAUUGUGAUUCUGGAUGAAGCAGACUCUAUGACUUCAGCAGCCCAGGCAGCCUUAAGACGCACAAUGGAAAAAGAAUCCAAAACGACACGUUUCUGCCUUAUUUGUAACUACAUCAGCAGAAUAAUUGAACCUUUAACAUCUCGAUGCUCCAAAUUCCGCUUCAAACCUUUGUCAGACAAAAUCCAGCAGCAGCGACUAUUGGACGUUUCUGAGAAAGAGCAUGUGAAAAUCAGUGGUGAGGCAGUAUCUUACCUUGUCAAAUUGUCAGAAGGAGACUUAAGAAAAGCAAUUACUUUUCUUCAAAGUGCAACUCGCCUAAUGGGAGGGAAAGAAAUUACAGAGAAGAUAGUCACUGAAAUUGCUGGGGUUGUCCCUAAAGAAAAAAUUGAUGGACUGCUAUCUGCCUGCCGGAGUAGUUCAUUUGAAAAACUGGAAACAGUGGCAAAGAAUAUGAUAAAUGAAGGGUAUGCUGUUGCUCAGCUUGUAAACCAGCUUCAUGAUAUUGUUGUUGAGAGCGAAGAUUUCACUGACAAGCAGAAGUCCGCUAUAGUUGAGAAACUUGCGGAAGUAGACAAAUGCUUGGCAGAUGGUGCUGAUGAAUACUUGCAGUUGAUGAGUCUCUGUGCCCUUGUGAUGCAGCAGCUAACGCAGAACAUCUAGCUCAGCAGGCCAGCAGUGGCACAGAGCAAUUUUUGUUUCAUUGGUGGCUGCAGUUUUGAUGGCAGUCAUUUGUGUAUUUUGUAUCCUUUUUACAAUAAAAAGACUGCUCAGCAGUUGGAAAAACUAACAUUUAAAGUAAAAA
Molecule: messenger RNA, 1359 nt
Organism: Rhea pennata
Lineage: Eukaryota; Metazoa; Chordata; Aves; Rheiformes; Rheidae
Gene: RFC4
Product: replication factor C subunit 4
Exons: 10
Coding region: 129-1217 (362 amino acids)
Biological process (GO): DNA repair; DNA-templated DNA replication
Cellular component (GO): DNA replication factor C complex; nucleus
Molecular function (GO): DNA binding; DNA clamp loader activity; ATP hydrolysis activity
Source: RefSeq, a predicted model, not a curated record